This is a messenger RNA of Juglans microcarpa x Juglans regia, 483 nucleotides long. RefSeq lists its product as uncharacterized. The record is from RefSeq and is a predicted model, not a curated record. NCBI's taxonomy places the organism in Eukaryota, Viridiplantae, Streptophyta, Magnoliopsida, Fagales, Juglandaceae. Bases 1 to 483 code for a protein of 160 amino acids. The transcript has a single exon.
AUGGUGAAGUUGUUUCUAUGGAAGGCAACAAAUGAGCUACUUCCUACAAAAAAGAACCUUUUUCAGAGAAAGGUUGUUGAGGACCCUUUCUACCCAGUUUGUUUAAAAGAGGAAGAGUCAGUUAUACAUGUGUUGUGGGAGUGUCCAGCAGCAAAUGAUGUUUGGAAAAAUGGCUUGAUUGGAGUUUCGAAGUGGAAAAUGGAAGGUGGAGAUUUUCUGGGUUUGUGGGAGAGGUUGAUGGGAGGAUUGGAUAAGUUUAAACUUGAGGAGAAAGCUGUACAUCUAAGGAAAGUGUGGUUGAGAAGGAACAUUUUAGUGUUUGAAAAGAGACUCACAUGCCCAAAAACGUUGAUAUCAACAUCCAUUGAGACACUGGAGGCUUUCAAACAGGCAAACAAAGGAAUGAACAAUGAAGUUCAGCAGAGUGUAGUGCCAGUAAACAAGACAAGGUGGAUUCGACCUGCAGCAAAUUUGUUAAGGUAA